CAUCCUGUUACAAACAAAACUCGCCACACGAUGUAACGAAUAUUCUCCGAAUCAACACCAAGCAAAUUGUGAUUGACACCGAGCACAACCAAUACGUCGUAGUACCGGCUAUAUUGCCUAAGCUUGCAAAGAAGUGUUUUAAUUGCAAUCAUAUAAUUUUAAGUACUCAUAUCUUGUUAACCUAGAUUGCCUGUAUUAUCUUGCUCAACCCUCCCAACUGACAAAACCAAUAAAUAUUUACAGAAAACGUUCAAACUUCCCUUUCUUCUUGACAGCAGAUGAAGGCCAUAAAAUAAAACACAAAGAUACAAAGAACGUUCACAACUCAAGUAAAGUAAAAGUGAGGCAGAAAGUUAAAUACAACGAGGUAAACCCUUCCACUUUCUUAAAAGAGUACUCGUUCAGCACAAAAGAUUGUUGGUCGACUUUUUAAACCCUGACAUGCGCAGUAAGUGUCUUGUCACGCUACUGCUGGUAGCCUUGAUCGUCAUGGAUCACGUGACCGACUCCAUGGCCUGGCGAAGGCGAAGACGAAGGCGAUGCAGUACACCGAGUACAAGUGGGGGGAACUGGGUCAACUAUUACGACAACCGCGCUACUUUCUCCUGCCCUUCGGGGCAGUCCGUGUACAAGAUCCAAAGCCAGUACAGCACUUGCCACAAUGACCGCGUGUGGAAGUACAAAUGCAGGUCCAACCCUGCACUGCAGCGGGACUCUUACUGCAGCUGGUCAGACUGGGUGAAUGACUAUGACAACCAAAUGGUCAUCUUCCACUGCCCACUCAGCGGGUUUAUCACGGGAUUUGACAGUUACCAUAGCAACAGCUACCAUGACAGGAAGUUCCGGUUCAGGUGUUGCAAUGACUUCCACUACUUCAAGCGCUACCAGUGCACCAUCACCAGCUACCAAAGCAGCUGGCGGAGCAAGUUCAGCUUCUCCGUUCCGAGUGGGUAUUACCUGAGUGGACUGACAAGCGUAAACAACAACUACUACGAGGACCGUCGCUGGAAGUACGAGUAUUGCAAAACGACCGCGAAGCAGCAUGGGUAAUGGUGACUGGUCAGCGAUGGCUUGCUUGAAUACAGAGAAAAAUGAGAAUACAGAAAAAAUGAUUUAAGUAAAACUUGCUGCUGUUUAAAAACAGCUAACGGAAAACUCUCCUAACACUAAACCAUUUAAAAAUUGUUAGUUUUCAUGACACUAAGCCACGAGCUAGAACCUCUUAUUGACAAUGUCCUUCUGUUUGCUUGGAGUCUGAUUUCUUGUUAUAAUUAAAGGAUUUGAUGAUGAAUAAAAAUAAAGCAUUGAACUAUG
Molecule: messenger RNA, 1314 nt
Organism: Nematostella vectensis (starlet sea anemone)
Lineage: Eukaryota; Metazoa; Cnidaria; Anthozoa; Actiniaria; Edwardsiidae
Product: hemagglutinin/amebocyte aggregation factor
Exons: 6
Coding region: 442-1050 (202 amino acids)
Biological process (GO): collagen fibril organization
Cellular component (GO): extracellular matrix
Molecular function (GO): extracellular matrix structural constituent
Source: RefSeq, a predicted model, not a curated record